Messenger RNA from Seminavis robusta, 3024 nucleotides. The record is from the annotation of a GenBank genome assembly. Lineage: Eukaryota; Bacillariophyta; Bacillariophyceae; Naviculales; Naviculaceae.
AUGAUGCAAGAAGAUAUUCCCGAAAAGGGGCCACGAAAGCCUCAAACUGCGCCUACCAACAAAUAUGAAUCCAACGGUUGUGUCAGCGACUUUGUCUAUGUCUGGAGAAGAGCAACACAACUCCUUCACUUGGCCAUUACCAAAUUUGUAAUUGCUGUUAGUCUAUUGGCUGCCCGCAACCCAAAAAGAUGCAUAGGCGCAAUCUGUCUGGUCUCCAUCACACUCAUCACCGCAGGUCUAUUUACCAACUUUGAACUGAGUGCCGAUAAUGAGCAAAUCUUUGCCCCCGUGGACUGCCUACCCAGAGAGCAUUUUCAAUGGGUCCAGGAAACCUUCCCGUCUUUUGCCCGUCCACUCAUCUUGAUCUUGCAUGCCAAUGGGGACAAUGUAGUGACAUAUGAAGCUACAAGACGACUUUUCAAUGCCACCGACAGUGUCCGAGCCAUGGAUGGUUAUGAAGCCAUCUGUGCAGGUAGCAACGGCGAGCACGGUGGCUGCAGCAUCGCUGGUCCCACCAGGUUCUGGGAACACAAUGCCACAUUGUUUGAAGAACAAUCUCAAGGGUCUGAUGAGCUGGUGAUGCACGCCCUGUCCCAAGAUUCUGCGGGCGGAACUCCCUUUCCACACAGCCUGUUCAUCGGAAACCUACAUCGUGAAGCAAUCACAGGCGAAGACGGAAACAAUGGCACCCUGAUCACCUCUGCCCAGUCAUUGGUCAAUCUCAUUGACUUGCCGAGCUGGCCCAAUGGAGAAAGUGAGGAGUUUGAGCUGGAAAUGCUCAAUCUGCUCAAGCCCAUCAAGGCAGCAUUGGAAGCUCAAGUGGACCAGCCUUACCGUCUCGAAAUCUACACUAUGCGGUCUCUCCCAGAUGAACUAACCCGGGCCAUUUCAGAGGAUUUGCCACUGAUCCCUUGUGUCUUUGCAAUCAUGGCAGCAUUCACAUGCAUGGUGUUUUGCCGAAGAGACAUCAUCCAGUCACGGGCACUUCUUGGUAUCGGAUCUGUUGUGACAAUCAUGCUGUCCAUCAUGAGUGGCUUUGGGCUUGCCUUCUGUAUUGGGUUGCCCUUUACCAGCAUGACUUCUGUUCUCCCCUUUGUUAUUUUUGGCAUUGGACUCGAUGAUACUUUCAUUAUUGUGGGAGCAUACCUGAGAACGGAUCCUACAAAAGAUCCGGUUGAACGAAUCCGAGAAACCAUGGAAGAAGUUGGAAUGAGCGUGUCCAUUACAACUAUCACAACAACAGUUGCUUUUGUACUGGGGACUGUGACAACCAGCAUCCCCAUUAUUCAAUACCUAUGCCUCUAUGCAUUCCCAACCAUCUGCAUUGAUUUCCUCUAUCAAAUAUCCUUCUUUGUCGCCAUUAUCGUGUUGGAUGAACGGAGAAUUGCAGCCAACAGAAGAGACUGUUGCAUUUGCUUCAGUGCCAAAGACCGUGGCACUGAAGAAGACACUGAUGGAUUGGAGGAUGAUGUCUCGCAGGUAGCCGUCCCCAUCAAAGCACCAGUUGUUGACCGGUUCAUGGAUUGGUAUUGUGACCAUCUGCUGCAUCCUGUUGUGAAAGUGGUUGUCAUGAUUGUGUUUACUGCAUUGGUUGGUGUCUGCAUCUACAGCACUACUCUCUUGAAACAAGAGUUCAAACCAGCUGACUUUUUGCCUCAAGUUUCUUAUGCAAUGGACUUCUUGGAUGCAAUGGACUUGUACACUAACCGCAAGUUGGGAGUGGCUGCCUACUUCAGGGAUGUUGACCAGUCCGAUCCCCAGGUUCAACAGCAGAUGAUUGACUACAUCAACGAUUUAGCUGCUCUUCCUCAAAUUCAAGCUAUGCCAGAACUCUGCUGGGUCACAGACUUCCAAAAGCUGAUGAAUGGAGACAACCCGGCCUUUGAAGAGUACUCAUCGCUACUUGGCGAGAACAGCACUCUGACGUUCACUGAAAAAUUAGACCUCAUGCUGAGUGUGCCAGAAAUCAAUGAAGCAUAUGGGAGUAGUAUUUUGCGCAAUGAAGAUGGAGAAAUUGUGGCCUCCUCAUGCUUUAUCGCUGUCAACCAUGUCGACCUUGAUGUAGUCAAGGAGCAGAGUAUCUUUCUUGCCGACCAACGCAAAGUUGCCGAGGCACAACCUAUCAAUCAAGAUGGAGAGGGAUUCAAGUUUUUCGCAUUUGAUCUUAUAUAUUUCAUCUGGGAAUUCUACACCAUUGUACCAUCUGAGCUUGCCUUCACCACAGUUUCCGGUGUUGUGGCAGUUACCGCCCUGGCCUUCAUCCUCAUCCCACACUGGUCAGCAGCAUUCUUUAUACUUCCGCUAAUGUGCAUCCUCAACAUAGACUUGUUGGGGAUGCUCCAAUUUGCUGGACUCAGCAUCAACCCCCUGACCUACAUCUGCCUGGUAAUCUCAGUGGGGCUUUUGGUAGAUUUUAUCAUGCACAUCAUACUCCGUUAUUAUGAGUCAACAAAGCCCACACGCGAGGAAAAGGUCAAGGAUACUCUAAGAACCAUGGGUGCUUCCAUCCUAGUGGGUGGCCUUUCUACCUGUCUGGGUGUCGUUCCAUUGGCAUUUAGCACCAAUGGUAUCAUCCAGACUGUCUUCAUCAUGUUCAUUGCCAUGGUCUCACUGGGUCUUGCCCAUGGUUUGAUACUGUUGCCAGUUCUCCUUUCCUAUGUGGGACCCACUGUCUGCAUCAAACCAGGACACAAUGAUCAUGACAACCUGAAGAAGACACCAGUGAUUACCAAGGCAAGUUCCCGUAUGGCAGAAACAUCACUGUCAAGGUCCAAAUUGGCCGUGCUUCCGGGGGUCCCAGAGGAUGAAGCAGAAUGCAGCGAGACCCGCAACUUCCGUGGAAGUGAAGAUGGUGAGACUCGGUCUGUGGUCUUCACUUCUGACGACGAUGACGAUCACACGGACUCAGAAGAUGGACUCAUGACAUUGUCAUUUGACAGCCAAGAAGAUUUACCGCCAGGCUACAUCCCUCCAAGGGUUUGCCUGGAGAGGAACACUUCCUUUGGAACAGAAUACAGUCUGUAG